Pelobates cultripes (western spadefoot toad) is the source of this 18654-nucleotide messenger RNA. The record is from the annotation of a GenBank genome assembly. Lineage: Eukaryota; Metazoa; Chordata; Amphibia; Anura; Pelobatidae.
GGAGAGAGGAGGGGGGUAGGAGGAGGGACGGGAGAUGAGAUGUUUGCUCCCUGCCUCAGCAUUCUGACAAUGCCUUGAAAUAUCUUACUUUUGAUCAGUUUAUUUCUGGGCUGAGAAUCACACACAGGCACACACACGGCAGCUAUGGACAGAGCUGGGAGGUCUGACAGUUAGACAGCUCUCUGCACAGACACCCACAUUACUCCACAUUUUCAAUAAGCUCUGCAGGGGGCUCUCAUUCUUCCUUGGGAUUGUGUGUGUGUGUGUAAUUUCAUCCUGACGACUCCAUGGAGAAAGUCCAAGGAGAGAACGACACGGAGAGGUGGGAUAGGCUGGAAGAGAUUACGGAGAGCGAGAGAGGUAUUAUCAAGGAGACCUGGGCACGCGUGUACGCCAACAGUGAGGACAUCGGGGUGGCUAUCCUGAUCAGGUAAUUCCAGGCAAACCAAUGAAGCUCUGCGAUCUCGUUCUGCCAGUGGAACACUCACAUGCACGCACACACACAAAAAGGUUCCCUCAUUCAAUCUGCCAGUGUCAAGCAUACAGAAGAGCAGCCUCAAUCUGUCAUUAAAUCAGGGUGAGGGAGGGAGGCUCCCACAGCUUGACAAGCUCAUUCACAUAGGAAUGGGAAUACUGUAGCCUGUGACAAGCUCAGGUAGACCGUAUUCACCAGUUUCCCACAGUCCAUUUACAACUGGGGGGGCAGAGGGGGGAGAGAAUUUUUUUGUCAUGCUGACAGUGUCUACCUAACUCUGUACCUGUUUAACUCAUUCGUAAGUAACACUUCUAUAAUUUUAGGAGCAAUGAUUCUAUAUCUAUCAAUUUUACACAUAUAGAAGUACAGGCUCAUUUAGCUUUUCAGUAUCAUGUUGGGCAAUUGUUUUUAUACAUUUUCUUUUUUCUUUGCCAUACGCUUUUUCCACCAGAAUAUUAAGUAAAGUUAAGGAGGAAAAUAAUUCCGUAGGUUUAAGUGCUACCGCUUUGAUAAUAUUGUUAAGCCUAUGGAAUAUGUUGGCGCUAUAUAAAUAUCAGUAAUAUUAAUAAUAAUAAUAAUGUGGUGAAUAAUUUAUGGUCAGGGAAAGGCUUUAGCAUUAUAAUUUUACAAAAACCACCAGGGAACUAAAUCUUUGACCACUGACUGAUGUGUUUAUGUUAAAUAUGCUAUUUUCUUCUUCUCCUCUGUCUAAAACUUGGCAUGAUAGAAAGCAAGAGAGGCUUCUGGGAAAAGACCGUGCUACUCUGUGAAUGUUCAAAGGUGUAGGGACUGAGCGAGGACAAAACGUCUUCUGUUCUUUAACGCUUGCACUGUUGACUAAUUGCAUGCGAAGCUGCUAGGACAACUUGUGUACUCAGUCAGAGACUGGGGAGAAACAUGAGAACCGGGGGAAACACAACAGGAAAAUAAAAAGAAAGGGAGGUGGAAUAGCACAGAAGCAAGCUCAUUGAAAGACUGGAAAGGCAAUGACAGUACUAAAGAGUUACACGUAACAGAGGGACACUCUCAUCGCAUCAAUGUCACAUUCACAUUGGAGCGCACACAGAGGCGAUCCUUAAAAAUGUAACAAUGACCAAUUCCCAAGUCUGUUCAGAUCUCAUAGCAGACGUAGGCAGCCUUCGGCACUCCAGAUGAUGAGGACAACAUCUCCCAUGAUGCUUUGCCAUCAUUAUGGCUAUAAUAACACUCUGGGAGAUGUAGUCCAAAACAUCUGGAGUGUCUAAGGUUUGCCUACCCCUGUCAUAGUGUGUCUGUAAUACAUAGGAGCAACUGUAUAAAUGGCUAAUAAUAGUUCGACCUGGUAAUUUGUAAUCUGUGGGUUAUAUGUCAAAUUUCACCUGAGGACAAAGUGAUGGUCUAAAGGUGACACUAGAGUAGAAAUACCAAAUCUGGUCAGUCUAUCUUAGAUGCUUCUGAUAAACACCCUGAAAUGCAAACUUAAAGUACCGGUAUAUUUUUUAGUCUGAUGUUUUUGAUUGUCACCCCCAAAUGACAGCACAUAGUGAUAGUCAUAAGAGUGGAAGCAUAUAUUCUACAACCACAUACUUAAAAAAAAGUUUUGCACAAACCUCUCUCACAAAACAGGAAAUUGCUUAGUCAAGCAAAUUUUUAUGUUUUCUGUAUAACCGCAGUUUUAAGUACCGGCUGUUAAUGUUUUACACACAAAUUGGGAACAGACUACUCCAAGACUUUUUAACCUUUUUUUCACAGGGAGUCAAAUUAAAUUCAUGACAUUCUUAAACAUUAAAUUUACAUCAACUGACCCCUUCCACAACUGCAUCAACAAUAACAAAAUGAGUUCAGUGAUACACUUUCUUUACACUUUUCCCAGUGUUAACGAUGUUUCCAUUGUAUUUAGAAAGGCAGUGAUUCUACAGUAACCAAUCUACUGUGUGUAGUUACCUGGACCUGAUGAAUAUGAUGUGUUUGUUCUGACAGCAGGACAUACUGAAAUAGAACAGGAGUUCAUUUUAGAUCAAGACCCACUGGACUACACCAUUUUCUCUCUCUCGCAUAAAGCUUACACUCAUUCAUAUGUCCAUAAACCUAGCUAUAUAAACACCUGUGGGAUUAUGUACUGAGAUAUUAGUACGAAAUAGCUGAAUUUAAAAAGAAAUCUCCAAAUCUUCUGUUUUUUCAAACAUGGCUUUUUUUGUUUACAAUUUGCUAUUUUCUACUCAAUCUUCUACAAUUAUUGGCUUAAUGAAUAAUCUCUUUAGUCUGUUAAAAUGCAGCAAAUAACUGUAUUAUCUAAAGCCACACAUUAAAUAUUAGGACUAAGUGCAUCAACAUAUGAUGUCAACCCACAACUGGGACACCUAAAUCCAGAAGACUCAGUGUGUUGUCUACAGUGACAUUCAUACACACUAACGCUCCUCCUGUUCUCAUGCAGGUGCCUUUCCUCUAUUUAUAUCACAGACACUUUGCCGUGUACCCUACAGGCAAUGACAUACAUAAGGACAAAUAUUAUAAUGUGAAAGGCUAUGUGGAUAUCGUAUAAUAUGAUAUGCCUUACCCUUUUCACAUAUCAUGCAUACACUUAUUCACAUAUGUUUAGAUGAAACACACAUAAAACAGACACGUACUCGCACACAAACAUAAAUACUCUAAUCUAAUCUACAAGCAUCCCAGACUGAAUAACUGGAUUGCCUUUGAUCUCUGAGCUUCACACUCUAAAAUUAAAUGUUACACAGUGACAAGGACCCUCUACUGGGUUUAUUGAGGCUGAUUCAUUCUUUAAUUAAGCCCAAUUGGAUUUUUUUUCCAACUCUGCCACAGUAGCUUAAUUUUGCCAAUCAAAUCUUAAUAACUGAAUGUUACCUAAAUGAUGCAAGCUGAUUUUACUACAGCACAUUUAUAGGAAAGGGGUAUAUUUAGUUUAUCUGUAUCAAAGUGAUGGAUAUUAUGUGUAAAAUUCUAAAUUUCACAGGCAUAGCGUGGAAGGCCUUGCUUUGACAUUAUCACACUCAAUCAAUAAACUGUGGAUUGUCAGGAAUUAACAAGGGGACUGCACAUAGUAGGCCAAAAUAGCCUUGUUGCGAAAAAUAGCUUUUUUGGAAAAAUGAUCAAUUCAACUCUUUUGGCCUAUAAUAUUUAAUACCCUGGUCAAUUCCUGACUACUUUAAGUUUAAUGACUGAUCUUACAGCAGUUUCUUUUAUUAUCUCUGAAUCAUACAGAGGAACAUGUUUUGUACGUAAGACUAAUGCACACAGCAAUCACUCUACUCUCAGUGAUUCUGUAUUUUUUUACAUUCGUAGUCCUUUUGUUGAGUACUAUAGCAGUCUGUCAAAGUCACUCAAGCAGAAAUACCAGAUAAAUACCAGUACAGUUAUACAGCCAUUCCCAUACAUAAAUGAAGAGGGCUACUUACGCCAUUUCUAGAGUCACACAUAAACACAAAUGGGCACACGUUACUCUGUCGGAUAGAUUACGGGUUCUGUGGGGUUUCACCACAUUUGAUGUGGUAUUUUGGGCAAAUGUUGAAAACACCCUUAACCCCUUAAGGACACAUGACAUGUCUGACAUGUCAUGAUUCCCUUUUAUUCCAGAAGUUUGGUCCUUAAGGGGUUAACAAGAGUACUGUUUAUUUGGCUUUGGAUAUCCAGAUUCUGAAGGGCAGUAUAUUUAAGAUUUUACAGCAGCUGAAAGUAGAAUAUUCAAUUAUACAUGCCACAAACCUAAAAAAGGUUCCAAAACGUAGACAGCAUGGCAAAAUAUAUGUUAGAGAUUCUUAAAAUCCUCUAAGGUAGCAAGCUGCUUCCGGGUCGGUGCCAAGUUCCCUGCUUUUGUUAGCAGAUGAGUGAGCAGAACUGUUUAGGACGAGUAUAGAACAAUGACAGGACUGUUUUAAAAUAGCCACAUUUUUUGUCACAUGUCCCACAAAAAGGAUGCAGCAUGUAGUGAGGGGGGGGAUGCAGAGGAGCACAUACACAAAUCGGAACCUAGUCAAUAGCUGUCCCCUGUUUAACCACUGUUUCUAUACCUUUCUACACCCCUCCUUCCUUCCAUACCUGUUCCCUCUUUCUACAUGUCCCCUUCUCUCUCUCUCUCCCUCCAUCUUCCUCCCCUUCUUUAGCUGCCUCCUGCUGCUUUCCUGGCAUCUCCUGGACCAUUUGUGAAUUAGCCGAGGGCGGAAGUUAUAAUUACAUAGUUAAUUAGCGUAUGCUCAUUAAAUUGGAAUUACAUGCUGACUGUGAAGGGACAGGCCCUGCCACAGCGUGUAUGUAUUAAUAUAUAAUGUGUUUAUAUAACAUAUAUACUUGUGGGUAUUCAUGCAAUUAAUUUAUCACAGGCCCCUCUGGACAUAAAGUGGUUAACCCUUUCACCAUCACUUCACCAACACAGCUCUAACCACCUUAUGGCUGCUCCUAUAGCAUAUCUUCUUGCGAAAUCACACCCACAAUGCAUCAUGGAAUGAACCAGGCCCCUAUUCCCAGUUAUUGAACAUGUAAUUCAGACUGCAGUGCAAAUAUUGAUGUACUAUAUAAAAUGUGCUAUCUUCAACUUGUGUAAUAAGUCACCCAAAUGGUAUAUAUUCUGUAGACAUCUUUUAGCAAGGCAGCAAUGUAGCAUCCAUUGGAUGUAUAUAAACAAACAUGCAUAUAUGUGUAACACAAACACAUUGAAAAUGCAAACAUAACUGGGUAUCAUUUUGGAGAGAAUAUAUUUUUUUUAUUUCUUUUUAUCUAUACGUUAUUAAUUUCACAUUAUACAUUUUUUGACCUUCGUGUAAUUCAUGUAAGAAGUUAAAAUAUGGAGAAUUGAAACAGCAAUGCCCACAGCUUUACAGCCUCCUCGUGAUGCAGUGCAUCUCACAACUUUUAGCAUUUACCCACACACUAAUGUGGUUAUUCAUACAAGACCGGAUUUUGUUUAGUUGGAUGAAAUCCAGUGAAAAUGACUGAAUUCCGACCAUACUGGCAAUUCUCAUAUUUACUAAAGCCAAAUGCUGUCGUAAUUCGAUUGCUAAUCUGCAGCAAUCACCUGGAUGUAUUCGGUGUCUGAUUUAAAAUUGGUGCCUUUGCAGCCAAAUCCUAUACAAAGUAUAGGAUUUGGAAUAUUCACAAAGUACCUGAAUAUGGUAUGCCUCCUGCAGGAUGUACAUUCGCAAUUUAUCGCUCACUUGCUGUUUUACAAGUGAUUAUAAUUUUAAUAACUAUUCGCAGCUAUGAAAUAAUAACAGAAUAGCACUGGUUGAGGGACAUUAAAAAAAUAAGGGGGGGUGGCCUGCUUGUGAACCGACCGUCCACUCCAGAACCAUCCAUUGGUUACGUGUGGGGCAAUAAUUAUAUUAUUAAAGAGGGGACAUAGUGUAAUCACCAGAAUUCCUCAGAUUGGCAGCAUUUGAGGGCCCUAAUUAUAAUAUUCAGGCAAGAGCACUUAGUGUCACACUCAAGCCCCCACCCAUAAGUGGAGGUAGGAUGCUGUAAAUAAUUAAACAAUAGGGGUGAAUAUUCAGAGCCUGAAUUGCAAAGUCCGGACAUUGUGAUAUUGCAUAACAUUUGAACUUCAGUGAAUAACCCCAUAACAAUUGUGUAAUAUCUUGUAAGUGUUUGGAAGGCUUUGCAUAGUGCUCAGAAACUCAUGUUGGCGCAUGUUUGGACAGGUAUAGACAGAUAGUUUGUAAGUAAAACUUCCAGAGUGGUAGGCAAGUGGCUAGGCGUUAGGUGCCAGGGGGGGCCAUGGUUUUUGCCAAAGCAAUAUAAUUCUCCUUGUACCAUUGCGACUGAAAUGAGUUGUAGUAGUUUUGAGGUACCUUUAAUUGUCUUUUACUGGGAUUUCUUCAGUUUUUAUAACCGUGCAAGUUUUAUGUUAAAAACACUUUUAUAAGUCUCUUCAUCUUUCCAGAAGGACUCAUAACGCCUAUAGCAAAUUGGAGUGGUUAUGGUUUUAUGAAAGCCACCCUUCAGUAUUAAGUGAAACUGCUUUGGAGUGCGUUCCCUAAGACUCAUGGCUCCGCCUCUAUGUACCUUAUGAAUAAUGCCGAAAAAUACAAUUCUGUAUUAUCCAUACAAACUUGCCCAACCUUGCACUGAAGAAAGGGCUGGAGCAAUUACCACAGAAACCAACAAGAUGUUAAUGCUGAUUGCUCCCCUUUUAGUACUUGCUCUUUACAUUAUAGGCCACAGUUUUCUUUCCUGCAUUAAGGAUGCAUUCAGAAGAUUUUCAUCUCAAUUUAAAAUGCAAUACAAAGAAGUUGAGAUAUAAUGAUAAAAGUAAAAUAAGAAAACAGAUUAAAAAAAAUGAUGAAUUUUACUCUUUUUCAGGCAAAUAUGACAACAAACAGACAUGUUUAUUCGUUGCAUAGUGAAUCACAGUGAAUUGAAAACAGACUUUCAAAAUUCUCACUAAAAUAGCUAGGUUGUGAUUAAAGGUAAUUCACUUCAAUUCAUUCAAAUUCACAAUUUAAUAAAUAAACUCUUUCCAUGAAAUUGCAGUGAAAAUGCACAAUAAGCCAAAAUAGUUAAAUGUUGAGGAACAUGCUACUGGUUUCUAUGGUGAUUGUUCCAAAUUUAGCACUUUCCCUCAGAAUGGCACCUCAAUAAAUAUCCUCUUUAAUCAGCUAUAUUUUCUGUUUGGUUAUUUUUAUGUUACAAAGAUAAAAGGGGCGGAAUAACUGAGCCAAUGAAAGAAUCCAGGUUUGACCAAAUUAACAUUGGUAAUGCGGAAUGUAAAUUGUUCAUUUGUAAUGCGACCAGCAAGGACGUAGUCUCCAGAAAACCCAUUUUAUGGCAAACUGUUACUAGAUGUUUUGAUCUUAAACUAUUCGAUAACAGCACAACACUCCAUCGACAUAACCAUUAUAUUGGUUGUACUUCUCCGGUUGCUUUACAAUUACAAUUCCCUGGUGAAUACCUGACAAUUUAGUGAAUUUGUUUUUUAAAUCACAGUUUAGUAAAAUGCCUUGACGUGGCUCCUAGCAAAUUGCAAAUUUACUAAUAUAUUUCAUCCACUUAAUUAUUGAAAAUAAAUCUCAAGUGAGAUCAGAAUUAGACCAAAAUAUAAUUCAUAUAAAAUGGUCUUGAAAUAAAUCAUAAAAUGAUUUCUGAACAAUUCCCGAAUAAAUAAUUUAGAGUAGGAUCCAGCGUAUCGCUAAGAAGUGUGAGGUUAUAAACAACAGUGAAUGAGCAUAAGCUUGUUUACCUGCAUUUUGGCCUAUCCCAUGUUGUGGGAUUGGGAAAAAACUUUAAACACCUAUCAACUAGAUCAAAGGUAGGCAACCUUUGGCACUUCAGAUGUUGUGGACUACAUCUCCUAAAUUGCUCUUACAGCCAUAAUACUGACAAAGCAUCAUGGGAGGUGUAGUUCAAAACAUCUAGAGUGCAGAAGGUACACACAGUAGAUCCCUAAAUACACUUCUACACACACACACACACACACACACACAAUUUCCUAUACACACUAUGGGUCCUUUACACACUAGAUCCCCUACACACACACACACACACACACACUGCACCACCUACACACACUACAUUCCUAAUAUACAAACUCUGGAUCCCCUGUGUACACACUACAUUCCUUGUAAGCAAACACAUACUACUUUCUCAAAACACACACUCUCUACAACCCCUAAGUCACCUACACACACACACACGCUACAGCCUGCAUGCACACACUCGCUACAUCCCCUAUGCACACUAGGCCUCCUAUACACAAACUCUCUACAGCCCCUAGCCACACAUAUUACACCACAAACAAGAAUGAAAUCGACCUAUUUACACAAUACCACACCACAAUCAGCUAACUCUACACACACGCAAUCCAAGAAGCAGGCUCCAAACACAUGCAUGAUAUGCUUUUCUGGCCUUUUUGUCCUCUGGUAUCCCACUUAUGGAGACACCAGAGACAAGUUAAGUGCAAACACAGUGCAAACAUAUUAUUAAAUUUGCUUGCACUGCGCAGAACAAAUACAGGGCUUUUUUCUCAUGCUAGAGCUUUUCAGCGGUGCUCUGCGCAUUGAACCAACAUGCUCACUUUGAGAGGGGGCGUGCUUGUCAUUAGUAAUGACAAAACACACCCUCUCUGCCCCCCCCUCACCCCAUCUCAGGGGGCCGCUGUGAUUGAAAAAUGCCCGGGCUGAAUUUAUUUCCCAGUCCGGCCCUGCUCCUAACCACCCAGAAGUCACCCAAGUGGCUGUUUACAGUGUAGUUUUCCCUGCAAGAUAAUUAUUGCAGUUUAUAAAAAUUGCAAUAAUUACAAUUGCAGGAUUAAGGGGCCUGGGACACUGUACCCAUACCACUUCAGUGAGCUGAUAUCCACAUCCCAAGGGCAGAUGGGAACGACUAAGACAAAAAGUAGCAAACCAGUGCCUUCCCUCCACUCCCGAGCUCAUCUAACAUGCUGUGAAAUGGACUUUUAAAUAAAAAUGACAUCCAGUUAUAAGCAUAAGUUAGUUACUGGAUUCUUUUUAAUUCUAUACGCAAUGCAUGAAAUGGUGUGAAUUACAUUAUGGACCAGUAAGACCCACUUAUUACCUUAUAAUUAACAAUGCCAAAAUGCCCACCGCACAUCUUUUUUUCAAAUGAAUGCCCAGUCCUUCUGGUGCCGACUCUUAAUAAUGGUACCAGAGGGAUGUACAGUGAAAUAAUGAUCAAAUAAUGCUAAACACCUCCUAGGAGGACCAAGGGCAUCACCAGCCCUAUUAAUAUAAAACAGAAUUCAUUUAAAAAUGAUUAUUAUGAGAUGCUGCUGAAGGUAAAAAUCUAACUAAAGUAGGUAUGCCUUUGAAAUUUUCAUCUCAUUUAAGUAAGAUGCAUUGAGGACAUGUGCAGCACGUGUAACAAGCACCAUGAACUGCCAAUGGAGUACUUCUCUACAAGAAGCAGUGAAUCAGAAUAUCAGUAUCAGAAUACUUUGCAUGCUAAUGCCAGGCAACGAAUUGAUUAAAUUAAAUCUAUUUGAGUUAAAAGCUUAUAGUGACUGUUUGUCAUGGAAAUUAAAUUUUUCAUUUGCAAAGCUGCAAGGGCAGUAUUUAUGCUCCAAAAUCACUUAAAGAUGAAGUUAUUUUUUGCUUGUAGUGUCCCUUUAAAUAUGUGAAUUCUAAUAGUUAGAUAGUUAUAUAGGUUGAAAAAUUAAUGUUUUGCACAUUUGUAUUGCUGCUGUUAAUCCAAAGAAGGUAAAAAUACAAUUUCAAGUGUUUUCUAAUUUUGCCAAAGAUUGGGAAAUACAAUUCUUUGUGAUUCCCUGUAAAUAUUACAUCCUUGAAGAUUAUGUUUAAACACCAUCCAGACAUUUUUUACAGUAUCUACAGAACCUGCUAAAAAAUACUUCUCCGGCAGAGAAUUCCACAUCUUUAAGAACUCUCUUCUCUGUCAUUGGUGAAGUCUCAUUUCUUCAAGCCUAAACUGAUGGUCUCUUGUCCUUUGUACAGUCCCAGUAAUCAACUGGCUACCAGAGAGCUGUUUGUACUGGCCCUGUAUAUACUUGUAAUGUUAUCAUAUCCCCCAUGAGCCACUUUUCUUUCUAAAGUUAAUAAUGUCAAGCUUUCUAGCCUUUUUUUUCCCAAGACUAAACUUUUUUAUUCCCCUUAUUAAUUUUGUAGACCACCUGGACACUAUUUCUUAGUGCCAGAUAAUCUUUAAAAAAAAAAAAAAAAAAAUAGGUGCUCAAAAUGUAAUUGAUAUAAGUCAACUGAAAUCUUCAUAGAAUGCAAUUACAUGACCAUACAUACAGUGGCGUACACACAAUCCAUGGGGCCCUGGUGCGAAAAUUUACCCGUGGGCCCUCCCUCACCUUCCCGGUGCUUACUCUGCGGUAUGUACGCCAGUGCAUGCAGAUACACAAACACUUAAAGGACCACUAUAGGCACUCAGAUCACUUCAGCUCAAUGAAGUGGUCUGGGUGCCAGGUCCAUCUAGUUUUAACCCUGCAGCUGAAAACAUAGCAGUUUCAGCGAAACUGCUAUGUUUCACUGAGGGUUAAUCCAGCCUCUAGGAGCUGUCUCACUGACAGCCACUAGAGGCGCUUCCCCGAUCCUCACUGUGAAAAUCAAAGUGAGAAGACGCUGGACGUCUAUAGGAAAGCAUUGAGUAAUGUUUUCCUAUGGGCGGUUUGAAUGUGCACACGGCUCUUGCCGCUCAUGCGCAUUCAGAGCUAAGAGGCGGAUAGAGGCGGAGAGAUCCCCAGCGCCAAGGGAGUCGGGCGCUGGAGAAAAGUAAAUGCCGAAGGGGUUUUAACCACACACACACACACUUUCAUGAACAGACACAUACACACUAACUGACACACACAUUUACUGACAGACACACACUCAGUGACAGACAUACAUACACACUCACUGACAGACAGAUACACAUACACUCUCACUGACAAACACACACACACUCACUAACAGACACACACAAACUAACACACUCAGUAACAGACACACUCACUGACACACACACACACACUCACUGACACACACACACACACACUCACUGACACAAACUAACACUCACUAGCAGACACACACUCAAUAACAGAAACACAAACUAACACACACACUCACUGACACACAAACUAACACACACACACUGACACUCACUAGCAGACACACACUCAAUAACAAACACACAAACUAACACACUCAGUAACAGACACGCACACACAGUGACACACUUACUGACACACACACACUAACACACAUACACACUCACAUUUUUUUUUUUAUUUAAUCCCCAGCCUCCCUACCUUUGGGAGUGCUGAGGGGAUUCCAGAUUUUCCUGGGGUCCAGUGGGGCUGCUGGGCGGCCGGUCCUGCAAGCAGCGAGGGAGCACUGAUCCUCCUGUUCAGCUCCAUCUUGCGCCGUUUAUUGAUGCCGGAGACGGAAUGACGUCAUAUUCCGGCUCCGGCAUCAGUGCGAUGCUAACGAGGGAGCUGGGCAGAGAGCGCUCAGGGGAGAAUGUUCCCUCGCGCACCCGCCAUGUAACGCCACUGCCAGCCCAGGGAGGCCUUGAGGUGGCCAGCUCCUGGGCCCCCCAGGAGAAGAGGCUGGCAAAAUGUGGCCACACUGGCGUACAUACAUACAAACAUACACACAUACAUAAGACCCAGACACUUCCUAAUGAUGUGAAAACAUGUUCUGGGUCUCACGGCACGAGGAGCACAUUUUGAAAAGUGCACAGGUACUUGUUCAUUUAUUAUAAAUACGCAAUGUUUUGAUUAUAUUUGAUAUUAAGAAAGACUUCAAUGGAUUCUACAGUGUUAGGAAUAAAAGUCUGUAUUCCUAACACUAUAGUGCCCUCUGGUCCAUCCUGCCUUGCUACCUCCAACCCCGCACAUAAAAGCUUAAAAACCCUUUAAUCACUUUCCCUAUUUUCCCUAUUUUAGCACUGAUGUCCAUCAGUGCUGGGCGGCGCUCCGCCUCCUCCGACGGGGGUGGAGGACUAAUGCGCAUGGGUGGCAAGUGCAAGGACUGCGUUAGGCCCUCCCAAAAGGAAAACGUUGACUCAAUGCUUUCCUAUACGGAUUUCACAUGAGGGCAUCCAGUGUCAUUUAGGCUACCUAGAGUAAACUCCUCGAAGCGCCUGGUAGAGAGCUACUAGAGGCUGUCUUAUUCUAUCUUAGUACUAACUCAAAAACUGCAAUUAGACUAAGGGGACAGAGACACUGCAAUGACCUAAAGUGCUCUGGUGUUCCUUUAAUUGUUACAGUUGACAAUUAGCAAAAUGAAACAUUCGCUUGUUGGAUUACUAAGUGAGAGUGCACCCAUUUACUACAUGGUUUUUGUAUAAACAGUAUUGAACAGCACCAAGGCAUUUGAUUUAAAGUGCCAGUGUAACAUUUUUGUUUGUAUUUAUAUAAUGAAUAUAUAUAAUAUGUAUAUAUAUAUAUUCCACCAAUACGCAUUAAGAUAAUUAGUGCUAGAGCACCGUAAGGGAUGAAUUUUAGUGUUACUAGUGUUAUUGUAGCAUGUUAGAGUAAUGUAGAAUUUAAUAUGUAGUAUAGUACGUACAUGUCCCAGUGCUGCCCAAGAUUAGUGAAAGCUAAAGUCCCAGAGGGCAGAAGCCACUCAGGAAUGUAACUCCCACUAAUCUCAAGCAGACUGAGGCAUGUUUGUUUCAGUCUGUCUGAUAUUAAGGCCCCCAGAUUGCAUGUAGGCGUUGUGUGCAUUACCCAUUCAUUACAGAGAAUAGCUGCACAGAGGAUGUCAACAUUUGUGCAGUAUGAUAUUCUAAAACAUGAUUUGCCCAUUAAAAUAAUGAAGAGAUCAUCUAAAUUAGUGGGACCAGGCAGAGUGUCUAUGCGUCAGCCUUGUUAAGCAAUCCCCCUAUUUUGUGGAUAGACCCACAUAUUUUCUAUUCUAAACACACUUUGUCACCGCCUCUUUGUGUACUACUCUCCACAGGUUUUUGAUCGAUACCUCUCAAUGUUGGGAGGUAUGCGACUGUUCAAGGAGUGAGGGAAUAAGAAAAUCCCCGACUACACAUACUUACUGCUCAAUGAAGUGGUCUGGGUGCCAGGUCCAGCUAGGAUUAACCCUGCAGCUGUAAACAAGCUGUUUACAUUAGGGUUAAUCCAGCCUCUAGUGGCUGUCUCAUUGACAGCCGUUAGAGGCGCUUCCGCACUUCUCACUGACAUCCAUUGUAAAGCAUUGAGAAAUGUUUUCCUAUGGACUGUGUGAAUGUGCGCGCGGCUCUUGCCGAGGAUGCGCAUUCAGCGCUGACGUCGGAAGAGGGAGGAGAUUUCCCCAGCACCGAGGGAGCCAGGCGCUGGAGAAAGGUAAGUGUUUAAACCCUUCAGCCCCCUUCAGCCCGGCGGGAGUGGGACCCUGAGGGUUGUGGGGAACGAAAGACCCUAUAGUUCCAGGAAAACGAGUGUGUUUUCCUGGCACUAUAGUGCUCCUUUAAGCUAUGCUUCCAGGUUAACUAUUACAUUUAAAAUUUACUUUGAAUCCUCAUUUUAGGGAAUAACUGACAACCGAUGCAAUUGUUUAUACAACUCCUGCAUUUAAUUAUAACAGUGAGUAAAAAAUACCUUGUGUACAUUAAAAUAACAUACAAUCAGGCCUUCUCAGUUUGGCAGAUUUGAUAUAAGAGUUGACAGUGGGGUAGGGACAGCACAUGGAUUGCCAAAGGAGCAACUCACCACCACAUACUAUUGGUGUUCCCAAAAAGGUAAAUAGCAAUGUCAGGGAUUGUAGAUGGGUGUAGAACAUUAAGAGCUUUACAACCUCAGAUUAAGGGUCAAGCCAGGUCUGGUACACUGCAAUAACGGAUGAGAUGAACUGAGAGUCAAGGACAUGUUGGGUCAGAAACAGAAGGACAGGAGUAACCAAUAAACACACUUAAGUGCUGUGAACUCAUGAAAAGACAAUGGUCUUAAUGCAGUAGUUUAAAAAAGGCCAGGCCCCUUGCAUCACAACAUUAUCAAUCUUGCACAGACACAGUGCGUAAAACAGCACGCCAAUUAAUAUUUAUAUAAGGUGCAAAGAUAGAUUGUGAUAUUAUAUAGAUAGAUGGUGACCAGAAUAACUCAGGUUCAUUUUGGUUAGAAUUAUGCUGGCUAGAUGGGACAGAUUGGCAAGAAAUUUACGUGGUUGUGCCAAUAUGUGCCCGGUCAGAUGAGACCAAAGUGAAGAUGAUGCUGGUGCGUCAAUAUUGGUAAGUGCUCUCAGAAUUUGACGCAGGCACCUGAAGGGCUGGGGAUAGCAAAAUUUGACACAUAAGCAUCAGAAUCAGAAUGUGGCAUUUACAAUGUUGUACUGAUUACUCGGAAAUUAUUUACAUAAAAGGCACUCUUUAAAUACUUGUUUUUCACUUGUGAUUCAUAGACCAUGGCACUUAGGCAUCUCAACAAUUUGUUAUUAUUAUACCACUGUAAUGGUAACAAGAAUUAACCUUUUUAGUAUAUCAACAUCUAUUGCUUCAUACAAUGAUACCUACAGCCAAUAGUAGUGGCUACUUGUGUGAAAAUUUCUUAUUUGAUUUAGGAGGCAAAAACAAUGGAGAAAAUCACUAGCACGGCCCUAUUCCAUCCCCACCUUCUCUCUUCUGGUUUAAUACCAUUUAAAGUUGGAAAGUGCAUUCCUUAUAUUAGAAUGUAAUGACAGGAGGUGCUAGUAUCAUAUUGAUGUUGAUUUGGGUUCUAGGGAACCAAAAUAGGAGGUGGGGUGGGCUAGGCCCUUAGGGAGGUGUCACCAGUGGCAUGACCCACGUAGAAGAGAGACAAGCUUCCCAUUGACAGGUUGCAUGGCAGUCCCCCAGCCUUCGGGACAAUUGAGCACUUCUGAAGAGCUACUUGCAUGGUCCUAGUACUCGCGAUACAACUAAUAAUGCACUCGCACUGUGCUGGCUGGGUAAAGUUCCCUGGUGCCCCGAGAUAUUGGACACCAGGGAACUGAAGCAUGACAGGACCCCAAAAUCGUGACUGUCCUAACAAAAGCAGGGUGUUGAGAUGCCUGCAGACACCAGCUAUGAGAUUGUGUGGUGGGACAUGGAUCUCCCCUUUGUUGCUAUCCUUACAAUACUCCAUUCAUAGGCAGCUGUAAUAGGAGGGCCAUGCUGCUUUCAUGUUCUUCCCCUAUUAACAGCGGAUGCUGGAAAGUACCAAAUAAUUUUUAAAUAUCCUGCACCACAUAACACAAGAUGGAAGAACAUGCAGGUGGACAAAACACAGUUACAUAACACAUAAGACACGCAUAUUUAAAGCGUAAAAUUAUAAAAAUCUAGGCACAUGCUACACAAACACACAAAACAAGUGUAUUACAUUACACUAGGCUUUAACUUUGAUAACAAAUGCCAUGUCAUGAAUGUGUGAACAGACUUCAUAUGGUGGAUUUAUUGUAUAAAAGUAUGCUUGUGGGUCUAUUUCUGUUUAUGCAAUGUUCCUCUAAAAAUUGAUGUUCUGAAAGAAGUCACAAAAAAUAAGAUUGUACGUUGCAUUUCAUGGAGAUUUAAAUAUUGAAUUUUUGCGGUUGUGGAAUCAAGCGCAUAUUUACCAAAAAUGGUGGUGUGCUGGAAUUUCUGUGUUUUAUUAUUAAAAUACAAUCUUGUAUGAUUCCAAACUUCUUCAUCCUGUUAAUUGCAUGCUUCCAAAUUAGACCAGAUGACCCCCUGGAGAGACCAGCUUUCAAUGGAUAAUUGUAGAUUCAUCCUCACUCAGUUAAUAGAUGGUAGAAAGUAAUGAAAGUUGUGCCAUGAAGCCAACUGCAGUAAAGACAGGCUGUCUGUCCUUGGGUUGAGGUACAACUAAUGCUCCUUAUUUAGUUAGAAGCUGCCUGUCACAUCAAUUUUUAUCACAACCUACACCAUUUGUACAAGUAUGCUAUAAUAUAAUAUAAAUGUACACAAUGGUAUAAAUAAAAUUCACAUUGUCCUAUCCCACUGGUAAGAUAAAGUGAACUAAAAAACUCAGCAUACCAUAUAGAUGACAUGUCCAUGCUUAAACAGUACAAACAUGAAAACACACACAAUAGAUCUUAGCACCGAGAAAUUGAUCAUCAUGCAAUACAAAUGUUUCCGUUUUGUUCUGUAAACAGCUAGUAGCUUGAACAUAUUUGACAUGAUGCCAAGUGUUUAUCUCAAUGUUCAGUCUGGGACUUUUUGUCUUUGUUUCUUGCUGAUGUUCUCCAAUUAUUUCUAACUUGGACCAUUGCUUUACUCUAUCAUCCAAAACAAGGUUCUUCGUCAGCUGUCCCUCUGCCAAGGAAUAUUUCAGCCAGUUCAAGCAUAUGGAAGAUCCGCUGGAGAUGGAAGGCAGCGUACAGUUGCGUAAGCAUGGCCGACGAGUGAUGGGUGCAGUCAACAGUGUUGUGGAAAACCUAGAAGAUGCAGAAAAGCUGACUACAGUCCUAUCAAUUGUGGGGAAAAGCCACGCACUGAAGCAUAAAGUGGAUCCUGUGUAUUUCAAGGUGAGGUAACAAAAAGGUCUAAGCAAUAGUUCCACUGGAACAGUUCUACCUCUACUUUUAAAAAAGUAAUUAUUUUCUCCAACCAUUAUUUUGUUGUAUAUUGUCAUUUUGUAAUGUCACCUUACAAUGUCCAUUACAAGCAGUGGAUUAGCCAUCUUGUGUUAGCCUCUGCCACUGAUGGUGCCAGCAGUGAAAUUCCACAAUUCCAUCAUCUUGUGCUUAUAAAUGGUCAAUGAUUUGUAAAUACACCUUAUUAUGUCAUAAUAAAAUUUCCUGUUUCAAUAUGGCAAUUCUCAUCUUGAAUGAUGUGGCUUGGAUAGACCACGACAUACAGGUUGAUGUUAACAUUUGAUUGCUUUGGCUACCUCCAUUAGAUCCUGACUGGGGUGAUGCUUGAGGUGAUUGCAGAAUACUACGCCAAAGAAUUCACCCCUGAAGUACAGCUAGCUUGGAACAAAGUACGAAACAACAUUUACACUCAAGUACAGGCAACAUACAAGGAGACGGGCUGGAAGCAGUAAAUCCAUGUGAGCCAACUAAUCACCAAGAGAGAACCGAGCCAAGGACUUCAGAUCACCCCAACCUGGGGCAGUUGGAGUGCAGGGUGGGAAAGGGUGGGUGGGAAAUCGGGUGGGAGGGCAUUUAACCUCUUUGCUGCAAUAUUGGACUACAGCUUAUCUGCCAAGGGUUUCUCAUAUGAUUAAAAUAGUACAGGCUGAUAACUGCUAAAACCAGUGUGGGGUAGGUUUUUUUCAAAAUUAUGGUAAAGUGUAGUAGAUUUGGUAUAGGUGAAUACAUUCCCUUUUCCCUUUCAUGAACUAUCCAGGAACAUUCAGAACAAACACGAGUGAACUGAAUUAGCGGGUGGAAAUCAAAAAGGAUAUGAUAUGAAAGGAGACUGAAAUGCCAAAACAUUUUGCAACCCCUGCCACGCACUGAUUUUAGGGAAUUUAUAUAUAUGGAAGAAAUAUCUAGCAUGUUAAGUAAAAUCAUUCUCAGACUGAUCCUGCCAAACUCCUGUCUGUUCUAAAUUUUCAGGCAUGAGAAACAGAUGAUGCUUUUCAAGAAUCACAAUUGUAACCUCUUAAAAAUGAAAAGGUUAAGAAUCAUUCUGAUGCAGACAAACCCACUCCAAAAUCUCACACUCAUGUUUGGCAAGCAGUUGUGUAUGGGGAACAUAGCCCACUCCCAAGAAUCUUCUCAUUGACGGGUGUACCUUAAAAAAAAGAGAAAGUUGUUGCAUCGUGAUUGGUAUUAAAAAGGUUCAUUACCUCCUGUUUGCAAUUAUUUUAUCCACAGGCGUUGAGAAAUUUCAGUGGGACCAAAUGUGAAUGGAAAUAUACAUUAAAGUCUAUUGAGAGGAAACAGAGAAAUAUAUAUUGAUUUAUGACAAAGGAUUUGGACAUGAGAUAUAUAUAUAUAUAUAUGUGUCAAAUUAAUGUCACAUUUUCUGUAUGAAAUAUAAUCUGAUGCUUUGCAUCUGCGGCGAUGAAGUGGCAAACCCACACCUGUAAUUCUGGAUACAGAAGUUCAAAGAGAAUAAGACUGGAAGAGAAUUAGAUUGUUUUAUUACAUUUCGUGGGUGGAAUGGAAUUAGGUUGUGGGUGGGUGAGAGGAUUUUGAAAUAGACCCAGCUGUAUACACCCCUGGGCUGUGUGAUGUUGUGUCAUAAUUUUGUCUGUCUUUAUACUGUUAUGUUUUACUGUGAUCUAUAAAUAAACACAUACCUAUUGGAGCUGUAAUAUGAUAUGUGUCAGAACGUGUACACAAGGUGGAAAAUCUAUAGCUGAAGGGGGACAUCACAAGACUGAAAUUCAAGGUAACCCAUGUUGUCUAAUAAAUAAUAUGAUGUACAAUCAGAAGCCUAUUUUAUUUGACAUUUUAGAUCAUGAGAUGAAUAUAUAAACCAUGCAUGGUUGCCAAUUCAUACUUAAAAUUUUGCACAAAGCUGGCUAUGUUUGAAUUGUGCUUCUUGGCAACACUGGACGUCAGGGAAGACAUCAAUUUAUUAAUCACGGUGGUUUCCAUUAGAUUCCCUACCUCGAUUAAUUAAUUGAUUUGCCGCCACGAGAAAAUAGAUGCUGCAAUCUGCCAGGCUGCACAAAAAAAUAUGAAUCAAUAGUGUGAACGUUGUAUCACAAUAUCACAGAGAAGAGUUGGCCAACGUGAAAGGAAAUUUUUACCAGUAUUUUCGUUUGUCUGUUUUAAGUUAAUUAUCAGGGAAUGUAGCUAAUAUUUAGCAAUAUCUAGCCUAUAUAUUGUGGUAGACUUUAUUUCUAAAUAGGUCAAUGUAUUUAAGAUCUUUCUAAAUACAACAUAAUG